Molecule: messenger RNA, 612 nt
Organism: Schistocerca cancellata (South American locust)
Lineage: Eukaryota; Metazoa; Arthropoda; Insecta; Orthoptera; Acrididae
Exons: 1
Coding region: 1-612 (203 amino acids)
Source: RefSeq, a predicted model, not a curated record
AUGCCCGAGUCCGAGCGACCUGCAUCCUCCGAGCCACAGAGUAGUGUCGAUGCUCCCUGCCCUCCUGAGGUAGCGGUUCCGGUGGCGGCUGCUGACGCCCCUCCGGCCUCCGACGCGGCUUCUCCCGAGUCGGAUCGUCAGUCGGGCGAGUUGGCGCCGUCUUCCGACCCGACUUCGUUGUCACAACAAGUGGAGCCGCAACAACUUCCUGCUUCGCUGCCCCACACAUAUGACAGCGGACCUGCUCCGCUUCCUUCCAACUUUGCAGCUUCGGACCUUCCUGCUCACGUUUCGCAUCCAUGUAGUCCAUGUUUGCCGGAUGCUAGUGUAGGUGUCGACCAGUCCGUUUCGUCGGAAGGUUCCCCCGCGACCCCGGAUCCCGAAUGUGGACCGGCGCGGGUGGUGUCGGAUACAGAACUUGACCCUCCUACGUCACCGGCGGCUGAAGCCUCCUUGCCCGUCAGCCGACACAAGUUACGCGUUCAGCCGAACGUCAAUGCUGUUCGUAAAAAACCGAAGCGUAAGGGAUCCGCGGAACGGGGUAGCAGUCCCCCUCUCUCGGAUGACUCCGUCUUCCCUGCUAUGGACUGUGACGUUGGUGCGUCGGUGUAG